AAUCGCCAAUGUCCGUGUGUGUGUCUUCCGCCGGUGGGACACUCGGUGUCGAUGCGAUGUCACUUUCACAGAUGGCGUUGCCCUCCUCGAUGAUGUUACCGUUGGCACAUUCAUCCUCCUCCAUCGGUACACACUCAUCGUUGCUGAGUCAAUCGAUGGCCAAUGGACAAACAAGCCUGGGCACGAUCGGCGCCCUAGACGGUAGCUCUUCAGUGGGAGGAUCAUCCAGAGCCCUGCAUCACAGCAACAACACCACCACCGGCAACAGCAACACCACCAGCAACGGGCACGUCAGUCUCAACGGAAGUCUUACCGGACUGCCGGCCCUGCACGGACACGGUGCGCUCGAUGGGCAAAGCUCCACCAUCGGCGCCGGCCUGUCCGGGGAUCUUGGGGAUCAUCAUCCAAAUCCCGAAAUGCUAUUGGCACUGAUAUCACGUAACAAGGCUCUCGAAGCAACCAUUCCAAAAUGUGGCGGCUGUCACGAACUCAUUCUGGACCGCUUCAUCCUAAAGGUGUCCGACCGCACGUGGCACGCCAAAUGUCUACAGUGUAGCGAGUGUCGGGUGCAGCUGAACGAAAAGUGUUUCGCCCGCAAUGGUCAACUGUUUUGCAAGGACGAUUUCUUCAAGCGCUACGGGACGAAAUGUGCCGCGUGUGAUCUGGGCAUACCGCCGACGCAAGUGGUCCGACGGGCGCAGGACAACGUUUACCAUCUACAGUGUUUUAUGUGCUCGAUGUGCUCCAGACAGCUGAAUACUGGCGAUGAGUUUUACCUGAUGGAAGACUGCAAGCUGAUCUGCAAGCCGGAUUACGAGGCAGCCAAGGCUAAAGGUCUUUACCUCUCCGAUGGUUCACUGGAUGGUGAGUCAUCGAACAAGCGACCGAGAACUACCAUCACUGCCAAGCAGUUGGAGACCUUGAAAAGCGCCUACAACAGCAGUCCCAAGCCAGCGAGGCACGUCCGAGAACAGCUCUCCCAAGAUACCGGGUUAGAUAUGCGCGUCGUACAAGUGUGGUUUCAAAAUAGACGAGCGAAAGAAAAGAGGCUGAAAAAGGAUGCCGGUCGUACUAGGUGGAGUCAGUACUUCCGCUCGAUGAAGGGAACGUCUUCGCCCAGCCGGCACGAUAAACUGCUCGAUAAGGAUGAGCUGAAGAUCGAUCUCGAUAGUUUCAGCCAUCAUGACCUCAGUAACGAUAGCUACAGUACGUCCAAUAUGGGCCUGGAGGACGGUGCGUCACCGCACAGUGCCCGGGGGUCCUACAUCCACGGGAACGGAAGUCCACCGCCUUACCUUUCCAGCCAUUCACCUCCGCCCAUGGGACCCGGUCACCCGUACGGAUCCUACCCGGACAAUAUCGUCUACACGCCACUAGGUCAACCACUAAGCUCGAUGCACCCUGGUGCUCGCCGCCCUGGGCUGCACGGUAGCGCGGUGUCGGACCUCAGCAACGAUUCUAGUCCCGCGCACGGCUAUCCCGACUUCCCGCCGAGUCCCGACUCUUGGCUCGGUGACUGUCCGCCACCGCAAACGCAACUUCCAGCUUCCGGCGCUCCCUCGGCACCUUCCAUUCAACAGUCGCCACAGGCACCACCGCUCGGGGUGAUUGGUCAGCAGCCGCCCCAGAAUGGAACGUCCGCCCUGCACUACUGAUGCGGGCCCAAGGGAGUCGCGCUGCACAAUAGUUUACACUAGUUACGAGCACGUUCCGUCACGUUCGGAUU
Anopheles maculipalpis is the source of this 1726-nucleotide messenger RNA. RefSeq names its product LIM/homeobox protein Lhx3 (gene Lim3). Bases 9 to 1655 code for a protein of 548 amino acids. Gene Ontology annotation, molecular function: RNA polymerase II transcription regulatory region sequence-specific DNA binding; DNA-binding transcription factor activity, RNA polymerase II-specific. Lineage: Eukaryota; Metazoa; Arthropoda; Insecta; Diptera; Culicidae. The record is from RefSeq and is a predicted model, not a curated record. Gene Ontology annotation, biological process: neuron differentiation; regulation of transcription by RNA polymerase II. Gene Ontology annotation, cellular component: nucleus. The transcript is spliced from 7 exons.